Cantharellus anzutake is the source of this 1898-nucleotide messenger RNA. RefSeq lists its product as uncharacterized. Bases 70 to 1680 code for a protein of 536 amino acids. The record is from RefSeq and is a predicted model, not a curated record. The transcript has 5 exons. NCBI's taxonomy places the organism in Eukaryota, Fungi, Basidiomycota, Agaricomycetes, Cantharellales, Hydnaceae.
GAGUAAUUCGUGCGGCAAGCGCCGCCUGACUAGCGCUUGUUCGAACUCCGCCUGUUCAUUGUAGCGGGAAUGCCGAAAUCGGACUCACCAAUACUUCAGAACCGUGUGCUCAGAAAGAAAAAGAAACAUCAAAACCUCAAUGCUUCCCGGUCGUCAGAUGCUCAGGAAGAGACGCCUGUUUCUCGUAAACGCAAGUGGUCGGGGGUAGAAGAACCCCUUAUCACGAUCUCGCCUAUAGUAAAGCCUAGCCACAAGGGGAAGGAGAGAGAAACUACCAACUCCGAGGUUACAAAGCAAUCGAAAAAGCGGAAGCGAAGUAAAGGGAAAGCGCGAGGUGGCCACGUUGGGACCAGCACCGGCCCACCACCAGCGGUUUUGGCAUCCACAGACUCAUUUACCCUAUCCUCUGAGGGCGUGGAACAUGAUUCAAAGUUUGUGGACAAAGAUGCUGAGAUACAACGACUUCAAAAGGAAUUAGCACUGAAGAAUGAACUUCUUAACAAGCAUGAAAAUGUUUUGUCAUCUCUUCAAAAUGCCCUCCAAUGCCAAAUAUGCCUGGAGAUGCUCUGGAAGCCGUAUUUAGUUACACCCUGCGGACAUGUUCUUUGUGAAGGAUGCUUGAAGGGCUGGUUUACUACCAAUUGUGAUUCCGAGGAGCCGAUUGUCCCGCAUCUGCGAAAGAAAACGUGCCCCUACUGUCGAACCGAAGUCAAAACCCGCCCAGUAUCUGUGUAUCUCAUCAAGUCCGCGGUAUCAACCAUUAUUCCUUCGCUUGACCCAUCCUCCUACACUCACCCCGAAGAGGACGCUUCCCAGCGUGACCAGUUUGGUACACUGGAAGUCAAGGAUGUUUGGGAAGGAAUAUUUCCCCCUCUCGCUCCAUCUUCUGAGCGCGAACGGGCUGAGCAUCCCGACGUUAUGUAUGAUGACGAGGAUGGAGGUGUCCCUAGAUGUCGGGACUGCAUGCAUGAAAUUUUCGACGGCAUGUGUACAGGUUGUGGACGGUUAUAUCUGGGCGUUGAUCAACUUCCCAGUGAUGAUGAAGGCGAGGAACUGUUCUUCAAUUCAUUCUUUGACGUCGCAACGGAUAUCGAUGAAUACGAGCCGUCAUUCAUAGAUGACGGGGAUCAAGAAGACACCCAUCCUGUUAUGCGUAAUUACACGGAUGAUAGUGAGGCUGACGAAGAAUUUCACGAUGCACCAACCUUGGCCGUCCGCGAGGAAAGCGGUCACGAGCUGGACAACAAUCAGACGCACAGCAGGCGGCAUCGUUAUCGUGUGGAAGUUACUAGUGAGGACGAGGACGAUGAUGAUGAUCCACCAUACGUGCCUAACAGGCGUCGGCAACCUGCAUGUUCUGUAUCUUCUGACACCGAUGGUAGUGACGACAUCUCGGUGCAAAUCCCUGGUUCUUUAAGGGGCCGUCGUCGAACACGCGUGAAUGUGACGGUUGGCAGUGGCGAAGAUUCAGAAGACCAAAGAGAUCAUCUGUCCGAUUCCGAACAUUGUAACAGUUGGAGAUUUCGGGGCGCUAGCGUUUCGGGGCGGGGGUCAUACCAGCGCGACAGGCGAAACCUUGGAUCGUUAGCUAUUUGCGUCAAUCAUUCGCCUUUGUCACUGAUAGUUGCUUCAGGUCCCCUCGAGAUAGUGAAAGCAGUGAUACUCACGAACGGGAUAUAGAAAUGUAUGGGGAAGAUGAUUUCCUUCCUGGCCCCUCGCGAGCUCGAAGGCCUUACAGAGCAGGAGAUGAUGCAAUGUCUGAUUCGAAUGAUCCAGCGAUUCAGUACGAGUCGUCUGAUGAGGACACUGGAGCUCCAAUCUUCUAUUCCGAAUCAGAGGAUGGAGACGGACUCAUUGCCGACAAUGACCAAUACCAUCACCCUUACGAACCAAAUAGU